This is a messenger RNA of Pestalotiopsis fici W106-1, 1605 nucleotides long. RefSeq lists its product as uncharacterized. The coding region runs from base 1 to 1605 and encodes 534 amino acids. The transcript has a single exon. Gene Ontology annotation, molecular function: 1,3-beta-glucanosyltransferase activity. Lineage: Eukaryota; Fungi; Ascomycota; Sordariomycetes; Amphisphaeriales; Sporocadaceae. The record is from RefSeq and is a predicted model, not a curated record. Gene Ontology annotation, biological process: fungal-type cell wall (1->3)-beta-D-glucan biosynthetic process. Gene Ontology annotation, cellular component: fungal-type cell wall; cytoplasm.
AUGCUCAAGACAGCCUUGGCCUCCUCGUUGCUCCUCGCGAGCAACGUCGCCGCCCUCGAUGCCGUCAUCGUAAAGGGUACCAAGUUCUUCUACGAGAACGGAACACAGUUCUUCAUCAAGGGUGUUGCGUACCAGCAAGACACUGCCGCUGGCGGUGACACUUCCUCCACCACGGACACUUACGUCGAUCCCCUGGCCGAUGAGGACAACUGCAAGCGUGAUGUCCCCCUUCUCGCUGCUCUGGGCACCAACGUGAUCCGAACUUAUGCCAUCAACCCUGACUCCGACCACUCGGCCUGCAUGCAGCUGCUGUCCGAUGCUGGCAUCUACGUCAUUUCUGAUCUGAGUGAGCCAUCUCUCUCCAUCAACCGAGACAGCCCGGCCUGGAAUGUCGACCUGUUUGACCGCUACAAGGCCGUUGUCGACGACUUGAGCCAGUACGACAACGUCAUUGGUUUCUUCGCCGGAAACGAGGUCUCCAACAACGCCUCCAACACGGACGCCUCUGCCUACGUCAAGGCUGCUGUUCGUGACACCAAGAACUACAUUGCUGAGAAGCAGGCUGCUGGUGGACGCUGGAUGGGUGUUGGUUACGCUGCCAACGAUGAUGCCAACAUUCGCCACAACCUUGCAGACUACUUCAACUGCGGCAACCAGAGCGAGGCCAUUGACUUCUUCGGUUACAACAUUUACUCUUGGUGCGGUGAGAGCAGCUUUGAGGCGUCUGGCUACAGCGACCAGGUUGACUUCUUCUCCAACUACUCCGUCCCCGUCUUCUUUGCUGAGUAUGGUUGCAACACCCAAGGUGGCGCCGAAGGCCGUACCUGGGACGACACCACUGCCCUGUUCUCUGACGAGAUGACUGGCGUUUUCUCUGGUGGUAUUGUCUACAUGUACUUCGAGGAGGACAACGAUUACGGUCUGGUCGAGCUCGACGGUGAUGAUGCUAGCACCAUGGAGAACUACGAUGUCCUGUCCAGCAAGAUCGCCGCCGCCACUCCUUCCUCCACCUCCAUGGACGCUUACGAGGCCACCAACUCUGCUCAGUCCUGCCCUGCUACUGGUGAUGACUGGCAAGCUGCCGAGGCUCUGCCUCCUACCCCCAACCGUGAGCUCUGCGAGUGCAUGUACGCUUCUUUGACCUGCCAGCCUUCCGCCGACCUGGACACCGAGGACUACGGCGACAUCUUCGGCUACAUCUGCGCCCAGGAUGAGGAUGCUUGCUCCAGCAUUAAGCACGAUGAGUCUUCUGGUGUCUACGGCCCCUACGUCGGUUGCAACUCCACUCAGCAGCUCGGUGCCGUUCUCCAGGCCUACUACGAGAACCAGAACUCGGCCUCCACUGCUUGCGACUUUGAUGGCUCCGCCACCAUCAACAGCGAGCCCGUCAGCGAUGACACUUGUGAUGCUCUGAUGGAGGCUGCUAGCUCAUCCGCCUCGGUUGCUGCUACCGCCACCGGUGCCUCCUCGACCUCUGGAUCCUCUUCCACUGCCAACUUUGCUGCCCCCGUUGGUAUGGACCGCGCCUUCACCGUUGGUGACUUUGCCAUUGGUCUGUACACCCUUGUUGCAGCUGCCGUUGGAGUUGGAAUGAUUGCUCUGUAA